Oryza sativa Japonica Group (Japanese rice) is the source of this 1703-nucleotide messenger RNA. RefSeq names its product thaumatin-like protein 1b. Gene Ontology annotation, cellular component: extracellular region. Gene Ontology annotation, biological process: defense response. NCBI's taxonomy places the organism in Eukaryota, Viridiplantae, Streptophyta, Magnoliopsida, Poales, Poaceae. The record is from RefSeq and is a predicted model, not a curated record.
CACGGUAGUAAGCCUGCCAUAGUCAAGCUCGCCUCUGCUCCUUCCUCUGCUGCUUCCCCGCGUCUCCUUCUUCCUCCCUAUAAAUCAUGUCAGCUAGCCGUUGCAUUCCACCAAGCAACCAACCACCAACUAACUCGCCAUCCAACCACCUCCAACUCUAGCUCCAUCCGCGGCUUGGAGCUCCCUUCUUACAAGUCGAUCGAUCGAGUAGUCGACAAGCGCAAUGGCGGCGGCGGCGGGUGGCAUGAGUUCGAGGUCGUCGUCAUUGCUGGCCAUGGUGUUCGUCGCCGUCGCGGUGCUCGCGCGGGCGCAGGAUGAGCGCGCGGCGACGUUCACCAUCACCAACAACUGCGCCUACACGGUGUGGCCGGGGCUGCUGUCCAGCGCGGGGUCGGCGCCGCUGUCCACGACGGGGUUCGCGCUCGCGCCGGGGGCGUCGCAGGCGGUCCCGGCGCCGUCGGGGUGGUCGGGCCGCAUGUGGGGGCGCACGCUCUGCGCCGCCGACGGCGCCGGGGCGAAGUUCUCCUGCGCCACCGGCGACUGCGGCUCCGGCGACGUGCAGUGCAACGGCGGCGGCGCCGCGCCGCCGGCCACGCUGGCCGAGUUCACCCUCGACGGCAGCGGCGGCCUCGACUUCUUCGACGUCAGCCUCGUCGACGGCUACAACCUUCCCAUGCUCGUCACCCCCAGCGCCACCUCCGGCUCCGGCAAGUGCGCGGCGACGGGGUGCGUGGCGGAGCUGAACGGCGCGUGCCCGGCCGACCUGCGCGUGGCGUCGGCGUCGGGGCCGGCGGUGGCGUGCCGGAGCGCGUGCGAGGCGUUCGGGUCGGCGGAGUACUGCUGCAGCGGCGCGUACGGGAACCCGAACACGUGCCGGCCGUCGGCGUACUCGGAGUUCUUCAAGGCGGCGUGCCCUCGCGCCUACAGCUACGCCUACGACGACUCCACCUCCACCUUCACCUGCGCCGCCGGCGCCACAGACUACGCCAUCACCUUCUGCCCCGCCGCUCCCACCAGCGUGAAGUCGUCGGGGCAGAACCCGCAGGCCGCCGGGCUGCAGCAGCUCAACGACACCAUGGUCUACUUCGGCGGCGGCGGCGGAAGCCCGCAAUCCAGCGGCGCGACGACCACUUCGGCUUACUCCUCCAUUGCCGCCGCCGUAUUCUCGGUCGCCGCCGUCGCUCUCGCCGCUCUGCUUUGAGCCGCCUUGGCUGGCAGCCUGGCACGUCGGCGUCGGCGUCAAAAUGUCCACGUACACACACGGCGGCGCAAUGGAGCAGGUUGGCCGCCGGCGGCCGCCUCCUGGCUGCGCUCCACUGCGCAGUGGGCCCCUGGAGGAAGACAGUGUUGACCGAGCUCUGUUACAGGGUUGACCUAGAUAUCGAUGAUUAUAGUUUUAGUAAUUCUUUUUGAUUUUUUUGGGGGGAUUUUAGUGUAUUUAUUAGGUGAUUUUGUUGGGGCGGAGACGGAUGAUUCGUUCAUUCUUUGUUACACCAAAAUCAGAUUAUGUAUGUAGGGUUUGAUUUUGCAUGAGAUUAGUUACUAGUGAUUUGAAAGGGAUUUGUAGUACUAGUACAGCAUCAUUGUUGCUAGUACGAAGGGUACAAGGAGCUAGCUCUGACGUGAUCGCAUCGCUAAUGCAGAUAAGGACAGUUCCAAUUCAGUGGACUUGGGCAUAAAUAAAAAAGGCGGCAUUCUUCACA